Molecule: messenger RNA, 429 nt
Organism: Rodentolepis nana
Lineage: Eukaryota; Metazoa; Platyhelminthes; Cestoda; Cyclophyllidea; Hymenolepididae
Source: the annotation of a GenBank genome assembly
AUGACGACAUCCUUAGAGCCCUUGAGCUUCGCUCCCAGAGCUACGAAAAGUCAACUUGGCUUCUCAAUACAGUUUACUUAUCUCCCUGUUUUGCUUGCAGAAAGUCGAGUCCACAGUGUCUCCGAAUCUGCGGUAUUUGAUGAAUCUGAUACGACAGCAUUGAGUCCACGGGAGCAGAGAGCACUAAGAAGGAAGGAGAAGUCUCGGUUGGCAGCCAAAUUGCGACGAAAUCAGGAAAGCAAUAUUCUCUCCUGCCUUCUGCAAGCUCUACCUGUUUCCCUAACCGAUCCCUCCGCAAAUUCUGAUGGAAAUAGUACUAGUAAAUCUCCCUCAGGAUUGAAUUUGGAGAAAUCCGGAGUAAUACGAAUGGCAGGACAGACACUCUUUCUCUAUAACUCCCUGUCACGAGGUACGUUGGACACAAUUUAA